Molecule: messenger RNA, 1632 nt
Organism: Daphnia pulicaria
Lineage: Eukaryota; Metazoa; Arthropoda; Branchiopoda; Diplostraca; Daphniidae
Exons: 5
Coding region: 158-1423 (421 amino acids)
Cellular component (GO): membrane
Source: RefSeq, a predicted model, not a curated record
GCAUAGGGGAAAGUACGAUCGAUAUCUUAAACAUUCGGUGCAAGAAUUCACUAUAUAAAGUUCACUAUAUAAACUCAUCUUUGAGAUCAGCUGCUCGUGCUAGACCGAAGCAAAAUUAAUUUGAUUCUGCAUCUUCUGCUGUUGUUCAAUUCAUAUAAUGGCUGAUUCCCUUGUGAUUCUUUUUGUAGGAAUCGUGGUCUUGGCGACAGGAAUCAGUGCCCAAACUCCAUCCUGUCCCGGCUCUUAUACAAAUGGGAUUGAUUGCAGCUGCAACACACAGAAUUCUGGAUUUAGCAUUAUAUGUGAUGCUGAUUAUUAUUACAGCAGUACUCCAGAAGUAGCAAGGGAAGCCCUUAUUUACUAUCAGUCGUAUGGUCCCGUUGUCUCCUUUUAUGUUUAUGGAAUUACCACAACAUCUUUCAAUUACGUCCCGGACAAUUUCCUAGCGGGAAAUCAAAUCCCAAACGUUCAUUUUAAGUGCAGCCACUCUUACUCUGUGAUGGGAAAUCUGCUACUAUUCAGCGUUAACGCAUUCACAGAUGAUUCCGGUGUAUGUGGCUUGACGGGCAAUGUCACAUUCAGCGACUGCAACCUGCGUCAGUUUGACACAGCCACCUUAAAAACCUGCAAUCAAUUGGAAAAACUGGCUUUUAUGGACAGUCACGUCGAGACUCUCACCAACAUACCCACGUUUGAAAGCUUGAAGAAUUUUACGGUUUAUUCUCCAAAACAAUGGACUGGCGCAACUCAGAGAGGUCUUUCACGAAUGACGUUGGCUCCGGAUGCAUCGCUUCCGCAAUUAACUUAUCUGGACCUUACUGGCAAUAGUCUAAAAGACGAUUCGAUUGAAUUCCUGGCCCAAUUAACUGUAAUGGAAGAGCUGCAUUUGGAAGGCAACAACUUCGCCGCCGUCCCCAAUUUGACUGGCUCUUUCAACCUGCACACGUUCUCGAUGACGCUGAACGAGAACGCGACGGACGUUUCUGUUCUACUUCCCAAUCCGAAGACGCAGUUGAAAACUUUAACCGUCAAUUUUUAUUCUUCCAACUCUCAGACCGUGAACAAUAUUACUACUCUAGAAGGAAUGUUUGUUCGUGACACGAUUAAUUUCCAGUUGAACAUGACCGAGUUCAAAGAGAGCGUUUUCUUAGAACCACUUGAGUCGAAUCGUCUCACCAUCAACUUAAAUCCAACUUCAAAAUUCGCCUGCGGCUGCAACAUUUCGUGGCUCAUCCGCGACAACCCGGCACUUUUGUUCCAAGUCAACAACGGAACGUGCACCGAUGGACGCCCAUUCCAGUCCGUUCCCUUAGAAGAAGUGUCGUGCUGUCCAACUGAUUCGCUGCUCCGUCGAAUCCAACUGUUGCAAAAAGAAAACCAAGACCUGAAGGCGAUGCAGUCGAAUAUGCGCUCUUUCUAUUAAACAUAGGAACAUUUGAAACAUUUUAUCUGCUGGUGUGCGGCCUAUGCACUAAACAUCUCCUUCCAUACCCCGCCCGGCGCCAAUAAUAAAAUACCUGUUUAUGUUCAUGAAUUAGAAGUCGCUUCCAAUAAUCUAAUAGAAAAAUAGCCUAGAGCGCAAGAAUCACAAACGGGAUCAAUAAAUAAUACAGAAAUGAUAAGAGAAGGAAA